AUUCAAGUGCGAGGCCUGAGUCUCCUUGAGUACCACUCGCACAAAUUACUCAAAGAUUUCGACAUUCCGGUACCUAAUGGAUAUGUCGUCGGCAGUCCAGAAGAAGCAAGAGAAGUGGUCUCGAAAAUCAAUGCCCCAUCGGUUGUAAAGGCACAGAUCCUUGCCGGUGGGCGUGGCAAGGGAAAAUACGAAAGCGAUGGCAAAGGAGGAGUUCGCAUCAUGAACUCACCAAUCGAGGCAUUUGAGAAUGCCUCGAGGAUGAUUGGUUACUACCUUACAACAAAGCAAACCCCACCUGGUGGUCUUCUCGUCAAAAAGCUAUACAUCUACAAAGCCGUGGACGUUGCGCAGGAAUACUAUGUCGCACUUACAUUCGACCGCGACCGGUCCAUGCCAGUCCUCCUGAUCUCCAACGUCGGAGGAGUCGACAUCGAAUCCAACGCCGAUAAACUAGAGCAUUACUGGUUUGACAUGACGCACGGCAUCACAUCCGAGAUCACUGCAUAUGUCCAAGCACAGCUCGGCUUCUCGGAUGCAGAAAUGGGCGUGAUAAGCCACAUCCUUCACCAAAUGGUGAAACUAUUCAAAGAGAAGGAUGCUACACUUCUCGAGCUGAACCCUCUUGUGCGCACGCCAGAGGGGCAUUUUGUCUGUCUCGAUGCAAAGUUCACGUUCGAUAACUCGGCUCGUUUCCGACAACCGGAGAUCUUUAGUCUCGAAGAACGUCUGCCUGAUGAGGAAGAUGAAUACGAGGCGUCUCAGGCGGGCCUUUCCUACGUCCGUCUUGAUGGUGUCAUUGGAAACAUAGUGAAUGGAGCCGGCUUAGCAAUGGCAACCAACGAUCUUGUUAGCUUGUUCGGUGGCAAAUGCGCGAAUUUCCUCGACGUCGGUGGAGGAGCAACCAAGGAGACCGUGUCAAAGGCGUUUGAGAUUUUGAACCGGGACUCACGAAUCAAGGGAAUCCUGGUCAACAUUUAUGGUGGAAUUGUUCGAUGCGACAUGAUCGCCGAGUCUAUCAUCGCUGCUGCUACUUCAACCGGAGGAUUUAAAGUUCCUGUAGUAGUUCGCCUCCAGGGUACCAAUUGCGAUAAAGGUCUGAAAAUGAUUGAAACAUCGGGGUUGAGUAAUUUGAUCGUGGAGCCAGACUUUGAGCUUGCCGCUGAAAAGAUUGUGGCCGUCACAGGAAAACCAGCAUAA
Messenger RNA from Penicillium cataractarum, 1197 nucleotides. RefSeq names its product succinate--CoA ligase subunit beta. Gene Ontology annotation, biological process: succinyl-CoA metabolic process; tricarboxylic acid cycle. Gene Ontology annotation, cellular component: mitochondrion; succinate-CoA ligase complex. The annotation marks the transcript as partial. The record is from RefSeq and is a predicted model, not a curated record. Gene Ontology annotation, molecular function: metal ion binding; ATP binding; succinate-CoA ligase (ADP-forming) activity. NCBI's taxonomy places the organism in Eukaryota, Fungi, Ascomycota, Eurotiomycetes, Eurotiales, Aspergillaceae. The transcript is spliced from 6 exons.